Messenger RNA from Macadamia integrifolia, 810 nucleotides. RefSeq lists its product as uncharacterized. NCBI's taxonomy places the organism in Eukaryota, Viridiplantae, Streptophyta, Magnoliopsida, Proteales, Proteaceae. Gene Ontology annotation, molecular function: zinc ion binding; nucleic acid binding. The record is from RefSeq and is a predicted model, not a curated record. The coding region runs from base 1 to 810 and encodes 269 amino acids. The transcript has a single exon.
AUGACUAGAAUGUUGGAGAAGUUCAAAAGGUUAGGACCCUUGGAGUUUAUGGGCAUUGGAUCAAAUCCCCUUCAGCCUCCGACUUGGAUAAAGGAAAUGGAGAUGAUAUUUGAGCUACUUGAUAUCAUAGACCUACAGAAGGUGGCUUGUGCUACUUUUAUAUUGAGGGGUGAGGUAGCAUAUUGGUGGAAUUCUACCCACCGUACUCUUGAGGAAGGUCCACAACUAUUGACUUGGGCUAAAUUCAUAGGUGCCUUUUUGGACCAGUACUUUCCAAUUGAUUUGCGACAGAAGAAGGAAUGUGAGCUUCUUCAAUUGAAGCAGGGUUCUAACCCAUUAUCUGAGUAUGUUCAAAAAUUUCAGGAGCUUUCGAUAUUUGCUCCUCAUGUCAUGGAUAUAGAUGAAUGUAAGGCUCGACAGUUUGAGAGGGGGUUAAGUCCCCACAUCCAGGCUAGCAUUAUCAUUUUGAAAUUGCCUACCUACAAAGAUGUGCUCGAAUGGGAUAGGAUGUUUUCUGGGUGUGGUACAGGACCACCUCCUAUUGAGGAUAGAAGUCAUGGGAAACGUCCACAAGCUCCAUCUGAUGCUCGAUUUACUCCUUCCCUAAAACAACAGAGAUCUAGAGAUGACCAACAAGCUUCUAUGGUUGUUUGUCCCAAGUGUGGGAAGUCACACCGAGGUCAGCGCUUACUUGGGGUUAAUGUUUGUUUUAGAUGUGGAUUGUAUGGGCAUAUGGCUAGAGAUUGCAUGAAUCAGGGCAAUCAGGGUGGACAGCAGUGCCAGUCCAGCCAGUUCUACCAACCACGCUAG